AUGGAGGGAGAGGAGGAUUGCCUUGUUUCUGUCUGUAUGGUGCCAAUGCUUUUGUUGUUGAAUUGGGGAUUUCGCAUGGGCUCUGUUUCUUUUCUUGUUCUAUUUUUUCUCUCUCAUUCUGUGCUUCUUUCCUCUGCUGAAGAAGAAAGGAAACACCCUCCAACUUGUCCACCCUUUGACUGUGAAAAACUGGGCCGGCUUCACUUUCCCUUCAAAAAUGAAACAAACUCAGAAUGCGGAUUGUGCACAAUAAUACGAUGUACUGAAGAGCUUCCACGGAUCCAACUGGAAAGGGAAGGAAGAUUUUUUGGGGUGAAAAAUAUCUCUCAGGCUGAUACCAUAGUAAUUCAAGAUGAUUUGCUUAAAGAGCACUUGCAAGGCGGCAUAUGUGAAUUGAUUGAUAACUUAACUCGUUUCCGUUCUCCUUCUGUUUCUUUCAAACCAGUACCCCCUCUAGCCGAACUAACCCUGUUCAAAUGCCACCGUAAUCUCAAUAUUGUUCUUACCACAGAUCAUACCUAUACCGGUUGUAAGGACUACAUUAUCCACUAUAAUCAUCCAAAUCAUACUUCCAUUACUCCACCUCUGCCUCAUAAUCAACCAAACCAUACUCCCACUCUUCCACCUCCACCUCCACUGGACUGUUCUAUUAUUCAGUAUCCAAUAAACAUGAGUUUAGGAAUGGACAACCUGGUUGCCCUGUUGACUUCUGAUAUCACUCUUGAAGUGCAUCCGUCCCGUGAAUGUUGGAAGUGUCACUCUAGUGGAGGCCAAUGUCUAGAUGACGAGGGAAAAUUCCGGUGUGCACAUACAGGGAAUGACAAGCGACUGAAGCUAGCCCUAGGAUUAGGUAUCAGUGCCGGAAGCAUUACCAUCUUAAUAAUUUGUUUCUUUAUCAUCUGGCAGAGCCAUAAGAGGAAGUAUGCUCCAAUUUUCCUCUCAAGGAACACAUCUUCAGAUCCCUCUUCAAAAUCAGAGUUGGAAAUAACGGGAGCGUAUUUUGGCAUCCUCAUUUUUCCCUACACUGAACUUGAAGAAGCCACUAAUUAUUUUGACCCUGACAGAGAAAUUGGAGAUGGAGGUUUUGGAACUGUAUACCAUGGACAACUGCGAGAUGGGCGAGAGGUUGCUGUCAAGCGCCUAUACGAGAACAAUUACAGGCGGGUUGAACAGUUCAUGAAUGAAGUUCAAAUCCUCACUCGUUUGCGCCACCGGAAUCUUGUCUCCCUUUACGGCUGCACCUCACGCCACAGCCGUGAACUCCUUCUGGUUUACGAAUUUAUUCCCAAUGGCACAGUCGCUGAUCAUCUCCACGGGGAUCGAGCAGAUUCAGGCUUACUCACAUGGCCUAUCCGAUUGAGUAUUGCCAUAGAAACUGCCACCGCAUUAUGUUAUCUCCAUGCUUCUGAUGUUGUACACCGGGACGUGAAAACUAACAACAUUCUCCUAGACAAUAGUUUCUGUGUUAAAGUCGCAGAUUUUGGGCUUUCACGACUCUUCCCCACCGAUGUUACCCAUGUCUCAACCGCUCCACAAGGGACUCCCGGCUAUGUUGAUCCAGAAUAUCACCAAUGUUACCAGCUUACAGAUAAGAGCGAUGUUUACAGCUUUGGGGUUGUCCUUAUUGAACUCAUAUCAUCACUGCCUGCUGUAGACAUUAGUAGGCACAGGCAUGAGAUCAAUUUGUCUAACUACGCUAUAAACAAGAUACAAAAAUGCGCAUUUCACGAGCUGAUAGACCCGCAUCUUGGAUUUGAUUCAGAUCUUGCGGUUAAUAGGAUGACUACUCUGGUGGCAGAAUUGGCCUUUCGCUGCCUGCAACCUGAUAAGGAAAUGAGGCCUUCCAUGGAUGAAGUCUUGGAGAUUUUGAAGGAAAUUGAGAGUGACAAGCAUGAAUUGGAGAACAUGGACACAGCAGCGGACAGUGUUGGAUCCUCGAUGCGUAAGCCGCCAUCACCUUCACCAGAUUGUGAUGAAGUGGGGAUGUUGAAAAGUGUCCAGCUGAUGCCAUCACUAGAUACUGUGACGGCAAUGGCCCAGUAGGUCUACUACACCAGGCGCCAGUGCUUAAGUUUUCCUUGUAUUUUGCCUUUUUUACGCAGGAGAUGCUAAAUAUAUCUGAAACAUGUAACCAGAUGUAAAUGAAAGGGUUAAUGUUCUUUCUCAUCUUUGUAUCUUUGUUUUGUUGUCCUUGUACCAGAGAUGAAUCUCAGAU
Molecule: messenger RNA, 2215 nt
Organism: Vitis riparia (riverbank grape)
Lineage: Eukaryota; Viridiplantae; Streptophyta; Magnoliopsida; Vitales; Vitaceae
Product: LEAF RUST 10 DISEASE-RESISTANCE LOCUS RECEPTOR-LIKE PROTEIN KINASE-like 1.1
Exons: 4
Coding region: 1-2043 (680 amino acids)
Biological process (GO): protein phosphorylation
Molecular function (GO): ATP binding; protein kinase activity
Source: RefSeq, a predicted model, not a curated record